Molecule: messenger RNA, 2253 nt
Organism: Pocillopora verrucosa
Lineage: Eukaryota; Metazoa; Cnidaria; Anthozoa; Scleractinia; Pocilloporidae
Source: RefSeq, a predicted model, not a curated record
AUGGAAGAAAAACACCCACCUGAGCUCAUUCGGUUUAAAAAACCUUCAGGAGUUAUAAAAUUGAAGAUAAAAAAGAAGAAGUUGACUCAAAACCCAUCAAAACGGAUUUCAAACGCCUUGAAACCUAUCAAUGGACGAAUUCAAGAUGGACGCUCACAGGCGUUAAAGCGAGCGAAUCCGUUUAAGUGUUCUCCGAGGAAAAAGGCGAAUCUCUCCGCAGAAGAGAAAACUACAGAAUGCAGGCUGUUUAGUGCCCUCGAUGGACUGGACGAGAAUCAGGAAAAUAGAUCCACAAACACUGUUCAUGAAACAAGUAAUAACUCACAACAGCAAAAUACUGGCAAUAGCCUGGAAACUGACGUUGCUGAUUCUCCACUAACUGUGGCUAAAGGGAAAAUCGGCGAGAAUGAUGGUUCAGAAUUUUUUCCUUUAGACUGGAGCUUAAAAACUAAAGUAAGAUUUUCUUCUUCCAAGACGUUUAAUUGGUGUGGGACAUUGAAGACAUUUGACGAAGGUGCUGGUAUGUCACAUUUUGUUCGUUGCCAAACAAAGGAAAUCGAUUCAAAUGGAAACGGUGCUUCUCAUCCUGAAUCAUUUUGUUCCUUUACCAAAGUUUGGAUGCACCCUUCUCUACCGUGGCUUGAACUUUUUCCACGUAAAUCAGCCGAUGGUAGAACUAGUUCGAAAAGACAUUUUCUAAUAUUGGAAGAAAUGGCAUCUUCUCUUCACCAUGACUGGGUGUCCAGUUUUCGCUCCGUCUUCAACAUGGUGCGCGUUGGUUUUUGUCCUUACUUUUAUCUAGUUGCAAAUCAGAACACUAUGCUUUUUCAGGCAGCUGGAAUAAACAGGGAUGAUGCAGUUCAAGUGGUUAUAACACCCACGACCAAAGGUUUCCGGGAUGCAUUGAGGAGUGAAGGAAUUAACUUUACCAUGCCGCACUUGGAGGUCAAAGGAAAGAAAGAGUCUGGGCCUGAAUCUCAGGAUGAGGACUCAGACGAAGAGGAAGAUGCUGAGCUUGGGAAUGAUUCUGAUGAUGAGAGUAUUGACAAGUGUGAGUGGCUAGAAAGCAUGGGACUUGAUAAGGAACAGUUUCCACUGUUAAACCCCAAAGUUGUUACACCACAUCAGAGGAACAAUCUAAGAAGCUUAGAUCAACAACCAACUUCUACAGUGUUAGUGAGAGGAGUUGAUACUCUUGCAUUGUUUAACUUCCUACUCAACUGUAAAAGUUUAACAGCCAACACUGGACCACAAGCUCAGGUGCCACCAACACUGCUGGCCCCUGUUGCAUUUGAAGGAGCCACUUUAAAGGGUCUGAAGGUAAACCAAGGGACCAUGAAGCAUCAAAAAGCUAAGGCUAUGGCACAGUUAUACAGCCUGGAGAUUUCUGGUCCAAUCCUUCCUGGCUGUCUGUAUGAACUGUGUCAUCUACUGAGGGAAUCACAAGGAGGAGACUUCAAAGCCACCUUCUUUGUGCACCAACCAUCAGUAGCAUUUAAUGUCCCAAGCAUUAAAACAGAGGAAAACUAUAUUCAGAGUGGGUGUAAUUUACAGCAAAGCAUCUCACAUGGACAGUGGAGACACUACCUGGAGGCAGAAAAACUUAAGGAAAUGUGUUUAAAAGACCUUAGCUGCAAAGACAAACUUUUCUCUUGGACAACUUGAGUAAGACACUGCAGCCAUUUAAAUAAUUUUUCCACUGCAAGUACAGUCGUUUGAAUUUAAAAUGCAGCUGGAUCUUAAUGCAAUCGAUAUUUACAGGGCAGCAGAAGUGUACUUGGCUUAACUAGAUUCUAAAGGGAUCUGAAUUUUAUGAAGGGAGCCUUUCUAACAUAACCAAGAAACAAAUGUUUUAAUUUUAUUAUUUAUGGUUUAUACAGACAAUAAAUUAUGAGUAUCCAUCCACAGACAUGAAAAUCAUAUUUUUCCAAAUGUACAGCUUGACAUGAAAUGUUGUAUUAUAAUUGUAGGACUAAUUAGAAAUAAGAGGUACUUGUCUAAUUGUUAUCUAAAAAUGGAUAAAUUGCUAUCUGGCGCUUAAGUGUCAUCAAAAGCUUGCUUUCCACCAGAUGGAGAUUUAUUUGCUGCUUCAACAACCGGGGCCAAAUCAAUAAGGCCUCAAUUUGCAUAUUUUAUGAUAAAUAAUAAAGUGUAACUGUCCAUUCCACAUUUUUUCUGUAAAGCAAUCAUGUAUAACCAAAGGAGACUGUCACUUAAAUAACCAUAUCUUCACAAACCACAUCAGCAUAUGCA